This is a messenger RNA of Camellia sinensis, 1240 nucleotides long. Its product is annotated as DNA repair protein XRCC4. Lineage: Eukaryota; Viridiplantae; Streptophyta; Magnoliopsida; Ericales; Theaceae. Gene Ontology annotation, biological process: positive regulation of ligase activity; DNA recombination; response to X-ray. Gene Ontology annotation, cellular component: DNA-dependent protein kinase-DNA ligase 4 complex; DNA ligase IV complex; nucleus. The record is from RefSeq and is a predicted model, not a curated record. Gene Ontology annotation, molecular function: DNA binding.
UAUUCCGUGAGAAGUCUCUCUCUCUCUCUCUCUCUCUCUCUCUCAGAGAUUACAAAGCUUCAAUAACACACUACUACUGCGUCCACUGCAAUUUACAAAUACAUUUCUCAGCAAGAACACACACACACCACAUCCAUUUUUCUCUUCCAGUUUACUGACACACAAACAAACAAUCCCUAUUCAUGGACUCAACCAAGCACACAUGCCUCAAACUUCAACUCCCCAACAAAUCCCAACCAGACCAGACCGAACCCAUCUUCGUCAAGGCCACAUGGUUCUCCUCUCGCUUCGACCUCUCCAUCACCGACGGUCUCGAUGCCUGGACUCUCAACGCAACUGAGGAUGAGGUGAGAGAGAGGGCGUCUCAGUGGGACCAACCCGUCCCCGAAUACAUUGAAUUGGCCGAGCGUCACCUAGGGUUUCAACAACCCGGCUCGGUUUACGGGUUCGCCGAUGCCGGAAAUGGGCAUAGAAGAUUGUCAUGGACAUUUGAGAAGGAAGGAACCAAGUUAGAAUGGCGAUGGAAAUGUAAGCUGUCACCUGAUAGUAAGAAAAUAACAUAACACACUACUACUGCGUCUCUUAUGGAUGCGAAUAUACGACUAAGUGAUGAAGUUGUCAAGAAAACCCAAUCGUUUGAGAGGCUAAAAGUAGAAGCUGAGAAGUGCUUAGCACAAAGUGAGAAAUUCAGCAAUGAGAAAGCAGAAUUUGAAGCUGCUAUUUAUGCUAAGUUUCUUGGGGUCUUGAAUUCAAAGAAAGCAAAACUUAGAGAUCUUCGAGACCAGCUUUCAAAACAGGAAAAAACUGGGAAAUUGCCUCAAGAAGAGGAGGAAGAAGAAUUCACAGACAAAACAGAGACUUUUGAUGGAGAAAGUGAUAAUGAAAAAAGCAAGGAUGCUGUAGAGAAUCGUACUGGCACUUCAAAAUAUGUACCUCCAAGUAAACCUCGUGGCAGAAAGAGGAAAUAGACAUCUCACUACUACCUGAGUAUGAGUUCCGUUAUGUUAAGCUGCUUCCUGAUCCUCACCGUUCUCUUUCCCGGUCCCUCUACAGUCAUGAAAUCAUGAAGGACUCGGUUUUGUCAGCUUCUCUGAUUUUGUUUUGCGGCUCACCAAAGGCCAAUGUAAAGAAAAUGGAAGUCUCUUACAGUUUCAAGUGAUCAUGUAAUCAGGCUAAUAUAGUUUAAGGGUAGUUUACACUCGGGUUUUUUUUUUAACAAAAAAAAAAAAACUUUUCCUUA